Molecule: messenger RNA, 955 nt
Organism: Pomacea canaliculata
Lineage: Eukaryota; Metazoa; Mollusca; Gastropoda; Architaenioglossa; Ampullariidae
Exons: 3
Coding region: 8-835 (275 amino acids)
Source: RefSeq, a predicted model, not a curated record
CACGCUUAUGAAAGUUUCCUGUACAUUUGUGGUUCUUUCCACGCUGACGAAAGGAGUGCUUUUGCUGACAUGUGGGUUUCCUAACUUUGACGAAAGCCUGAGUAAAGAAGAAAAUAGUUCUAUCAAUAUCAACUACACCAUCAACAUUACUGCAAGUCCUGAUGUUACAGACACGUUUAACGCUGAUUAUCAGGUUUGUGAAGGAAACUAUUUGAGAACUGCAUGUAUAUUUAUUUACGGCGAAAACGAUAUCAAAGAGUUUAAGAAGGACGUGAGUGGGAGGACAGGAGUCACCUGCUACUGGGAACAACGACACGUGAGCAGCUCUCUGGUGGCUUUAGACAUCUACAUCUCUCAGGUCGUCACCAGGUCACUGAGUGCGAUGAUAAUCUCCACUGGCAGAGGUGGGGAUCCCAAACCUACCCGACUGAUACGUGUUGAGGUGUUGUACCCACCCAAUGUCACGAGUCUGACUGUGGACGGGGGCGAUAAUGUCAUCAUCGAUAAGGGCCAGGUGGUCAAUGUUUCCUGCUUCUUUGAGAAGGGCAAUCCCCCAGCUCACUUCUAUUUGCUGGAUAAAAAUGGAACUAAGCUGAACUCCACUAGUUCUGAACGACACCUUAGCUACUCUCUUACUGCCCGGUGUGAAGAUGACUGGCCAGUCGUCAGGUGUGAAGGCAACGGGUCGCAACAGAAUAAGUCUGUGACAAUACUCGUCAAGUGUAAGCAAACAAACUUAAUGUCUAAACCUUCAGCACAACAGUGUAUUUAUGCAAGGCGGCAAAGAGUUGACAAUAUUUGCAAACACAGAAAACAUGCUAGUGAGCUGCAAUAGUGUUGUGUGACCGUCGCGAUAGAAGUGUGGCCUGUUUCGAUAUUUGUUGAUUUGAUAUUUGCUGUUCUUUAUUGACUAAUGUCUAUAUUUAUAUUGUCCCUUUGGGCAGGGACGGCCAUA